UUCACCUCGCAGGCGCCCGGCUACCCCGCCGCCGCCCUGGGGCCCCACGCCGCCCACGUCGGCUCCUACUCCGGGGCGCCCUUCAACUCCACCCGGGACUUCUUGUUUCGCAGCCGCGGCUUCGGGGACUCGUCGCCGGCCGGCGGGCAGCACGGCAUCUUCGGCCCUGCGGCCGGCAGCCUGCACCACCCGCACACGGACGCUCAGAGCCACCUCCUCUUCCCGGGCAUCCACGACCAGCACGGCCCCCACGCCUCCCAAAACGUCCUCAACGGGCAGAUGCGCCUGGGCUUGCCGGGGGAGGUGUUCGCCCGGUCGGAUCAGUACCGCCAGGUCUCCAGCCCCAGGACUGACCCUUACUCGGCGGCUCAGCUGCACAACCAGUACGGCCCCAUGAAUAUGAAUAUGGGCAUGAACAUGGCAGCCCACCACCACCACCACCACCCAGGUGCCUUUUUCCGCUACAUGCGGCAGCAGUGCAUCAAGCAAGAGCUCAUCUGCAAGUGGAUCGACCCCGAGCAGCUGAACAACCCCAAAAAAAGUUGCAAUAAAACUUUCAGCACCAUGCACGAGUUGGUCACCCACGUCUCGGUGGAGCACGUUGGGGGACCCGAGCAGAGCAACCACGUCUGCUACUGGGAGGAGUGUCCCCGGGAAGGCAAGCCCUUCAAAGCGAAAUACAAACUGGUCAAUCAUAUCCGAGUGCACACGGGAGAGAAGCCCUUCCCCUGCCCCUUCCCCGGCUGCGGAAAAGUUUUCGCCAGAUCAGAAAACCUCAAAAUUCACAAAAGGACGCACACAGGGAACAGAGGAUUUGAGGCUCGGAAACUUCCACCCAAAUCAGGUGGAAGAGGGGUGGAGGAGCCCAGGCUUAUCCCGACGGAAAAUCGCCUGAGCCGAAGGGUAACAAAAAUAAACGCAUCCUCCCGCCUCAUCUAUUAUUCAUUUACUACUCCUGCCGGCUCGAACCGUGCCAGACUAUUUCAUAAAAGACGGCCAAAUAUUUUAGCGACUUCCACUCUAAAUAUUUACCCGGAGAAAGGCUAA
Aptenodytes forsteri (emperor penguin) is the source of this 1047-nucleotide messenger RNA. RefSeq names its product Zic family member 2 (gene ZIC2). Gene Ontology annotation, biological process: central nervous system development; regulation of transcription by RNA polymerase II. The record is from RefSeq and is a predicted model, not a curated record. Gene Ontology annotation, cellular component: nucleus. The transcript is spliced from 2 exons. Gene Ontology annotation, molecular function: DNA-binding transcription factor activity, RNA polymerase II-specific; RNA polymerase II cis-regulatory region sequence-specific DNA binding. Lineage: Eukaryota; Metazoa; Chordata; Aves; Sphenisciformes; Spheniscidae. The annotation marks the transcript as partial.